Angiostrongylus costaricensis is the source of this 2109-nucleotide messenger RNA. Lineage: Eukaryota; Metazoa; Nematoda; Chromadorea; Rhabditida; Metastrongylidae. The record is from the annotation of a GenBank genome assembly.
AUGUCGUCGCAUUUCCAUAUAAUCAUUGGUGUUCUGAUCGUUUUCUACUUAUGCUCAUUGGGUCAAACUAUCAGUAAAGUUGACAGAACAAAGGUUUUACCUUCAUUUUCUAUUGAUUAUCAAAAUAAUCAAUUCCUUCUCGAUGGACAACCAUUUCGCUAUAUUUCUGGAUCCAUUCACUACUUUCGAAUUCAUCGGAGCCAAUGGAAGGAUAGGCUUCAGCGAGUUCGCGCACUUGGCCUCAAUGCUAUUCAGUACUACAUUCCAUGGAAUUAUCAUGAGAUCUUCGAGGGCGAGUAUAACUUUGCCGGAGGACGCAACUUCAGCGAAUUCUCUAUCAUCGCUCAUGAACUGGGAAUGUACUCAUUGAUUAGGCUGGGUAUUGCUAUAGUAAUUAUUUCAUUCAAUUUGUACUUCAAAAACGCUGUGCAAACUUGGUUCUCUGUGCUUCUGCCUCUUAUCAAACCACUUUUGCGAAAAAACAACGGUCCUGUCUUGAUGGUUCAAAUUGAAAACGAAUACGGUAGCUAUAAGGAGUGCGACAGGAAUUACACUGCAUGGUUGCGAGAUUUAACAAGGAAGUUUCUUGGAAAGGAUACAGUAGUCUAUACAACAGAUGGAAGUGGGGACUCAUUCUUAAAGUGUGGGACAGUCCCUGAUACUUUGGCUACAGUCGAUUUCGGUCCAUCUUCAAAGGCGGCGAUCAACGCCUCGUUCAGCGCGCAAAAGAAGUUCUUACCACAAGGCAAGAUUGAUUCAAUGAAAUUUUUACCACCAGCUUUCAAAAGCUUUUUAUUUCAAAAUGUUUUAAAACUUAAGAUAAGAUUAGGACAGGGUCCUCUCGUGAACUCGGAGUUCUAUCCGGGAUGGUUUGUGCUCUGGGGUGAAAAAACUGUAACCAUUCCCAGUACGAAAAGUGUUGUAGAGUCAGCGCAAUAUAUGUACAGCUUGGGAGCAAGUAUGAACUUCUACAUGAUUCAUGGCGGAACGAACUUCGGAUUUUGGAGCGGAGCCGAGAACAAUGCACCGUGUAUAACGUCGUACGACUAUUUUGCUCCAAUUUCCGAAGCAGGUGAUAUCACUGAGAAGUACUUAGCGAUUCGAUCAUGGAUAAAAGGGAUUCCUGGAUGGAAAACUCGGCCGUUAGAUAUUCCGAAAAACAAUCCGUUGGCUUAUACAUUAUUGGCAACUAGCUUUUUUCAUAACUCGUUCGGAGUUCUGAACCUGCAACCGCUGAACGACCUCUCAGAACCACCUAACGAAAGAAAUUGUGUCUUUUCUGAGCUUCCAAUGUCGUUCGAACAAAUCGGCCAGCCAUUCGGAUUUGUUCUCUACACAAGGAAAAUGGAAACCUGUGGCAAACGACUUCAUGUAAAGCAGUUGAAAGACUUUGGAUAUGUCUACUUACAAAAAAAGCACUUGGGUACACUUGUGCAUUCAUAUUAUGGUAAGUCUAAAAACAGUGUGGGUUUGAAUGGCUGUGCUCCUGGCGACAAACUGAUCAUCCUAGUCGAAAAUCAAGGCCGCCAAACAUUCGAAACCAUUAACGAUCCUAAGGGCAUUAUUUCUGAUGUCGAAAUGGACGAAAUAGUACUCAAUGGUUGGAUUCAAUGCAAAAUGAAUAUUGCCAACGACUAUGCAGACAUCGUUUCUCCGAGCAUGAGCUUUUGUUUGCGAGAGAGUAGCACGAGAGACGAUGCUAGCGUUACGUCAAAUCCGCCCGCGGUAUUUUGUUAUCCCGAAAUUGAGCAGAAUUGCCAAGAGUUGAAUUCGACUUCUUCGUUUCAAACAUUUCAGCAAUCCGCUGGCGCUCAUGGUUUGUAUCGUGGUUUUUUUAACGUCAGCAUGCCGACUGACACGUUCUUGAAUACAAAAGGAUGGGGAAAGGGUGUAGCGAUAGUGAAUGGGAAGAAUUUAGGACGAUAUUGGGCCAGUGAAGGACCGCAGUAUACACUCUACGUUCCGUCGGCUUUCCUUCGUCUUGGAAUGAACUCUGUGACGAUAAUAGAGUUAGAAAAUACUCAUAACUGUUUGAAUGGGUCCUGUUCAAUGUCUUUCGUCGAUCAUCCGAUAUUCGAUCUAAAUAUAACCACGACUAAUUAUAUCUGA